Molecule: messenger RNA, 783 nt
Organism: Aspergillus welwitschiae
Lineage: Eukaryota; Fungi; Ascomycota; Eurotiomycetes; Eurotiales; Aspergillaceae
Exons: 3
Coding region: 1-783 (260 amino acids)
Source: RefSeq, a predicted model, not a curated record
AUGUUCAAAAAGGGUUUCCCACAAUUUUCCUUCGUCCUAAGUGCAGAUCCAAACUCUCAGAUCUUUUGUCGCUUCAAGUGGCUUUUCACUCAAUGCCUCUUGCAUCUACAGGGUCGACUACUGAAAGAAGAGAAGGAGCUGAAAGUCGUCCUUAUGACCUCCGCAAAAGGGUCAGAAACGCAAUUUCGGAAGCUCUCGAUCAUCUCGAAAUUACUGAAGGAAUAUGCUGAACUCGCUGAGUUGCAAAGAAACCUUCUUUCCUUGUGCUCUCCAGAUACUACAGCGUUCGAGUCGCUGAUAAGAUUUGUGGAGCGACAUAAAAAUGACCUCGGUGAGGAGGAUUACGACUGGAUAUUCCGCGCUGACGAUCUUAUGACUCUCUGGCCAUAUGCAGAGGAUACCAUGCUGGAAGACGUCAUUCAGGCCUUCCUUGUUAUCAUUCCACAAAAGCUCUUUCCCAGUUUCGCUUUAACGAGUCAUACUGAUAGGAUGAAAUUCGGCGCUCAUACCAAGUAUAUUACACAUAGCCGGUUGAUGGCUAUUGCUCAUUUUAUACUCAUUACAAUGACCCUGUUCUUCAUUCUGAUGCCUGCUGGGUUGCUCUAUCUCAAUGUUAAUAGCUGGUCACAGUGGCAGAACUUUGGAUGCGUCAUUGGAUGGUCUGGCCUGUUUGCAUGCUUUUACGGCUUGUCAACAAAAUCGCGAGCGCACGAGGUCCUAACUGCUGCUUCUGGAUACUGUGCCAUUUUAGUAGUAUUUCUGGGCCUUAAGACUGGCAAGUAA